Molecule: messenger RNA, 1012 nt
Organism: Astrephomene gubernaculifera
Lineage: Eukaryota; Viridiplantae; Chlorophyta; Chlorophyceae; Chlamydomonadales; Astrephomenaceae
Source: the annotation of a GenBank genome assembly
CGGGGACGGGGGCAGCUGCCUCCUCUUCUUCCUCCGCCUCUCCCGGCUCCUCAUCCUCCUCCCCCUCGUCGGGGGGUCCACUGCUGUGCUGGCGGCUGGGGGAUGUGGCGCCGACCGGCACCGAGCUAUGCCGGGAAGCAGGCUUCACCGUAGCUCCCUCUCCCUCCGAAACCGGCGAGGGCGACGCGGAGGGUAGUGGGGAACCUGCCUGCUUCGACGGCACCCCCACCUACAGCACCCACUUCUGUGAGCAGCCGCCCCCGCCCCCGCAGCAGCGGCAGCAGGCGCGGAGAAAGGCGGCGGCGGCGGGCAGUGGUGGCGGAGGGGCGGCUGGGGAGGGGUCAGCGCUGCUAGGGGCGGGUAGCCGGCUGCUGCUGCUGCUGGCUGCCGGGGUGGCAGCGGGAGCGGCCUGGCUGGGGUAUUUGAGAUACGUGAAGCGACGGGGCAUGAUGCAGGCGCUCAUGCAGGACGCCCGCCCGCCUCCCUCGACCCAGCCCACCGCUGAGCAGCUGCGACAGCUGCGGUUGCGGCAGCUGGCCAAACGCACGUGAUGCUGAUACUGAUGAGAUGGUGAUGGUGCCUGGUGUCAUGGUGAUGAUGUCGACCUGACGAGAUGUGUGUCCGGCACUCGGGAAGUGCGCUUCAGGGCAGACCCCACCGCGAUGAGGCGGGCAGCUGCAUGAGGGAGGGGCGCACGAGCUGAGGUGGCUGCAGGAGGUGGGGCUUCUGUUGUGGCUUCAAGCUGAGCUGAGCAAGUCAAAGGAGAAGGAGGAGGAGGAGACGUGCGGGGGCAGCGUGCGAGGGCUUUUGGUGGCAGGGGAUGGCAUGUCCGUGUGUGCUUGUGCGUUCCCGCCGCCCCCCUGGGAGCGAUGCGGGGCGUGACAAGAGCCACGGCUUCCUUGCUUUGGAAGCCUUCGCUAUCAACCGGACACUUGCACAGGUACAUGAGACAUGAGACCGACAGCUGGUUAUUGUGACGGCCUGCUGUGCGAACGUGACACCUCAUUCGGAG